AUGGCUGCGGCGAAUGUUCAUGUGGUGGUCGAUUGGGAUUUGUAUGUUCCGAUGGCGUUAAAUGCAAUCAAUUCACAGAAACUGGGUCUUGGGUUCAAUCCGUCGGAAGUGCUCCUGGGGUUCCAACCCAAAUUCUUUGGUCGAUCGGAACUGAGCACUGAAGUAUUGGCGAAAGCCUUACGUGAGGACAUCGAGCACUUGCCAGCAUCGGAAGGAGACUUGAAUCUUAGUCAAGCAGUUGGCACGGCAGCCGAGCGAUUGGAUCAUAUGCGCCAGAAGCGGAACGCCAUGCUGGCUUGCCAUCAGUUGCCCAAACCGUUCAGGCCCGGGAAUUUGGUGCUCCUGAGAAAGGCAGUGCUCGACCAAGUGAAGGGUCGGAAACUGGAAACGCGAUGGGCUGGCCCAUACAAAAUUCAGAAAGUGCCCCCAAAGGCGAGAUCGGUUUACCUAGAAGAACUGGCGACCCAGCUUCGUGUUGGCAAGUUCCAUUUCGAUCAUUUGAAACCGUUUAUUUCCCGCAGCGAUAAUCAGAUCUCUGAAGCAAUCGAAGUUGCCGAGCGCAAUUUCGGGCAGCAAAGAUUCAUGAAGGAGGCAGUUAAGCAAGCUGUCCCAAUAGACCGACCUCAAACGCCUGACUGGGAAUUGUGA
Molecule: messenger RNA, 648 nt
Organism: Penicillium longicatenatum
Lineage: Eukaryota; Fungi; Ascomycota; Eurotiomycetes; Eurotiales; Aspergillaceae
Exons: 2
Coding region: 1-648 (215 amino acids)
Source: RefSeq, a predicted model, not a curated record